GCACGGAGGUUGCCUCCUCCUCCUUGGCCGGGUCCGGCCGCGGACCGGAGAAGAUUUCGAAGUUAGAGAGUGAGAUCGAGCACCUUCAAAAGCUGAAUGCUCAAUUGAAGGGGCAGCUCCGCCAGCAGCAUGCCGCGAUGCUUCGCAUGGCUGCCUUCGUGAGCAUCGAGUGCGAUCCGGUGGUCGAGCAGGCGCUGGAGGGUAUCAUCCGACUCGGCUGGGACAGCCUCAAGUGGAAGAGAGGCUACACGAUGCUGCACUACUGUGCAGAGUGUGUGGAAGAGCCUUCAGUGGUGGAGCUGAUGGGCCUGCUAGCCACGGAUGUGGACCGCAAAGACGACAACAGUCUUCGGCCCAUCGACUAUGCUAGGCAGACUGGCCGCGAACCGAUCAUCCAAACGUUGGAGAAGCUGCGCAAGUUCCACAAGCGGCUGGCCUCCGGCGUGAAGGUCGAGGAGAAGGAGCCUGAGAAGAAGGAGACCAGUGUCAGGGAGGUCAGUGUGAAGACGCCGGAGAAGGAGGCAGCGCCAAGAGACAGAUUCGGUACCAGAAGCCAAAGCGUCGUGAAAGUGAAGGCCGAUGCCGAUGUGCGGCAGCAACUGAACGAGGCGACGGACAUGAAUCGACAGCCGGGCUCCCGACUUUCCAGAUCCUUCGGAACGGUAGGGGCCCUAGCAUAG
Symbiodinium sp. CCMP2456 is the source of this 680-nucleotide messenger RNA. Lineage: Eukaryota; Dinophyceae; Suessiales; Symbiodiniaceae. The record is from the annotation of a GenBank genome assembly.